Xyrauchen texanus (razorback sucker) is the source of this 3974-nucleotide messenger RNA. It is a transcript of the gene cdh8, whose product is annotated as cadherin 8. Gene Ontology annotation, molecular function: cadherin binding; calcium ion binding. NCBI's taxonomy places the organism in Eukaryota, Metazoa, Chordata, Actinopteri, Cypriniformes, Catostomidae. Bases 135 to 2528 code for a protein of 797 amino acids. The record is from RefSeq and is a predicted model, not a curated record. Gene Ontology annotation, biological process: homophilic cell-cell adhesion; cell-cell junction assembly; adherens junction organization. Gene Ontology annotation, cellular component: adherens junction; axon terminus; plasma membrane. The transcript has 11 exons.
CCUCCUCACAACAUGAACUCAAGCUGGGAGAUACGUAGAACAAAAGAGUAACCAGUCAGCUGUCUGUCAGCUGGUCAACCCCUUAUUUUUGAAGGGGAAACAUAAGAUAGACAAAAAGAGAAUAUUUUACAAAAAUGCUGAAACGAGGAGGGGACAUGCAGCGAGAUCUAUGGACUUCCCUCUUGCUAGUGUGGAUUACUUGUGUGCCGUACUCUUCCAUGACUCCAUUAAACAAUCAGUCACAAAGUUUACAAUCGGCAUCAGCCAUGAUCCUGCGAAACCAGCCAAGUGAAGGACAAAGAAUCCUGAGUCGUGCCAAGAGAGGAUGGGUUUGGAAUCAAAUGUUUGUGUUGGAGGAGUUCUCUGGACCCGAUCCAAUUCUGGUUGGCAGGCUCCAUACGGAUUUGGAUGUGGGGUCUAAGAACAUCAAGUAUGUGCUGGCAGGGGAAGGGGCGGGCACCAUCUUUGCCAUCAAUGAGAGGACGGGGGACAUUCACGCAAUGAAGAGGCUAGACCGAGAGGAGAAGGCAGAAUACACGCUCACAGCACAGGUCAUCGACAGAGACUCUAACCAACCUCUAGAACCACCCUCAGAGUUCAUCAUUAAAGUGCAAGACAUCAAUGACAACCCCCCACAGUUCAUUGAAGGGCCUUACAAAGGUUCAGUGCCCGAGAUGUCCCAAGUGGGUGCUUCAGUCACGAGAGUCACUGCAACCGAUGCAGAUGAUCCAGUGUAUGGAAACAGUGCCAAACUGGUCUACAGCAUUCUGGAAGGCCAACCUUAUUUCUCCAUUGACCAAUCCACUGCAAUCAUUAGGGUGGCCCUGGCAGGGAUGGAUCGUGAGAUGAGGGAAGAGUAUCUUGUUGUUAUUCAAGCGAAGGAUAUGGGAGGCCACAUGGGUGGAUUGUCAGGGACCACCACUGUAACAGUCACUCUUACUGAUAUCAACGAUAAUACACCAAAGUUCACAAAAGGCUCUUAUGAGUUCAACAUUCCUGAGGAUCUUGGCAUUGGGAAGCCUGGAGGAAGAGUAAAAGCGAAUGACAGAGACAUCGGUGAGAAUGCUAAGUCAACUUACAGCAUCAUAGGUGGAGACGAGAGGGAUGUCUUUGAGAUUGUCACUGAUGCUCAGACUCAGGAGGGAAUCCUCAGACUCAAGAAGCCUCUGGACUUCGAGAGUAAAAAAUUCUACAACCUAACAGUGGUGGCUACCAACAUACGUGCCGAUUCUGUUACGGGUGGGCCUUACAUGGACCAAGCAACGAUCAAAAUUGUUGUUGAGGAUGCAGACGAACCACCAGUUUUUACAAAGACCACUUAUCUCUUCGAUGUACAUGAAAAUGCUGCAAUCAACACAGUUAUUGGAGUGGUUACGGCAAGAGACCAGGAUGCCACACACAGCCAAGUCAGGUAUUUCAUUGAUAGACACACAGAUUUAGAGAGGCAGUUUAACAUUAAUAUUGAUGAUGGGAAGAUCACAUUAGCUAAAACUCUGGACAGAGAAACGGAUAUGUGGCACAAUAUCACAGUGACAGCCACUGAAAUCCGAAACCACAGCCAGAUAUCCCGAGCCGUAGUGGCAAUCAAGGUGCUGGACAUAAACGACAAUGCCCCUGUAUUUGCCACCGAGUAUGAAGCCUUCCUCUGUGAGAACGGCAAACCUGGACAGGUGAUUCAGACCAUCAGUGCUGUGGACAAAGACAGUCCUUCCCAGGGGCACACGUUCCACUACCGUUUGGAGAUGCUCAACAAUCCCAAUUUUACCAUCAAAACCAAUUUAGAUAACUCGAUCAGUGUUCUUGCCAAGCACGAUUCCUUUCGGCGACAGAAACAGGAGACGUACCUCCUGCCCAUCGUUGUGACUGAUGAUGGAGAACCUCCAAUGAGCAGUACAAACACUUUAACUGUCCGAGUAUGUGGCUGUAGCAGGGAAGGAAUUGUGCAGUCCUGUAACGUUGAGGCCUUUGUUCUACCCAUUGGUCUCAGUAUGGGAGCUCUGAUUGCUAUUCUAGCUUGUAUAAUACUACUACUGGUCAUCGUGGUCUUAUUCGUGACAUUGAGGAGACACAAAAAUGAGCCUCUCAUCAUCAAAGAUGAAGAAGAUGUGAGGGAAAAUAUAAUCCGCUACGAUGACGAGGGAGGUGGAGAGGAGGACACGGAGGCCUUUGACAUCGCCACCCUGCAGAACCCAGAUGGCAUCAACGGCUAUCUGCCCAGGAAAGACAUCAAACCUGACCUGCAGUUCAUGCCCAGACAGGGGCAGAACUCUGGUCCAAAUGGAGUAGAUGUCGAUGAAUUCAUCAAUGUAAGGCUUCACGAGGCAGACAAUGACCCCACAGCUCCACCAUACGACUCCAUCCAGAUCUACGGCUACGAGGGCAGGGGCUCAAUUGCGGGCUCACUGAGUUCCCUCGAAACAGCCUCCUCGGACACUGACCAGAACUAUGACUACCUUAGGGAGUGGGGUCCGCGCUUCAGAAGACUAGGAGAGCUCUAUUCUGUAGGUGAGAGUGACAAAGAGACUUGACCUCCCACCACCACGGACAUUUUGCUUUUGUCCACUUAACUUGUGUAUUACGCUAUGGGAUUACCAGAUGUUAGACACUGCUGGGGUUGGGGCACCUUGUUUAAAACAUGUUAGAGAGACCUAAUAGCAUUAGUCAUCUACCACAUCAGUGUGCAUUGUAAUGUCAGAACUUAACAGUGUCUAUAGUAGGAGGUCAAUGAUUCUUGUGGAGUGUGAGUUUAGAUUACCAUCAUUGAGUGACUAGCAGUAUUUUGGGUGUUUGUUGUUCACUGUGACCACCAGAGGCAUUGGUAGUCGCUUGACAAGAUUGGAUGGAAAGAAGACUUUUGGACACAUUGUAGCCCAGCAUGGCUGCUCUGGAGAAAAGAACUGCAGAGGCCUCAAAAUGACACCACUCCCCAGCAAACACAGAUCUUUUGCCGUCAUUCAGCCAAUCAGAUAAAGGAACAUUUAAAGAAGAAGGUCAACUAAAUAGCAAUAUAUGGUCUACAUUACUUAUGAAUGUAUGUGUGAUUUAACAAAUGCGAGCUCAAUGAACAUGCAUUACACUGGCUUUUGGAUCUGCCUGCUGAAGUAAUGUUGGCCCUUUGAUACUUCGUGGCCAGAUUAAUUGAGUAAACUGGAAAAGCCUCACGGCUUGCUUUAUACAACCCUUUCUAUUCACAUGCUUUAAGUGUGGUUCACACUCAGUUAGACUGUGUGAGACUGAGUUGAGGACAACAAGAGAAUUGUGGAAACAAUGAGGCCUUCGUUUUACAAAAGCAAAGUAGUAUUCAAAUGUUUUUUGGAGCAUUGAUGGUGUUUCUUCAUUAUUGUGUAUGUUUUAUAUAAAUACUGUAUAUAAAUAUUCAUCACCAGUCAUGUCUUUUUUGUGCUGCAGGUAUGAGUAUAUUUGUACUUUUUAUGUUGAUUUUUGUAUUUAUUUAUUUAUUAAUUUUAAUUGGAUUAUAAUUUGUAUUUUUUUAUUAUUAUUAUUUAACAUUUUAAUUUAAAGUCUUUCCACUUCAGCUGUGUUUCAUCACACUACAUUAUUCAUUGUGAGGCUGUUUUUAUUUUAAAAGCUGUACUGAAUUUCUGUACACAGUGAGAUACAGAGAUUUGUUAACUAUACUGAACUGUGAAACCAGUGAGAACUUGUUCUUGACCAGGAAAGUUAAGUCAAUAUUAUAUUGACACUGUGUGUGUAUAUAUUUGCAUAAUAUACAGUGAUAUCAGUGAUACUUUUAAGCACAAUAGCUGGAAGCAUUUAGUUCAUAUUUAUAUUUGACCCCUGCCAUUUUAAAAUCAAAAACUGGUCAUAUCAGAAUCUGUUGAAUAAAGAGAUACAGAAACAGACAUGCGUAAUGUGCUGCACUGUAUUAUAUAUAUAAAUGAUGUACAUAGAGUCACUACUGAUUUUCUUAGCUUUUCUUUGAAGUGAAGGUUUUGUCUAUGCACGUUAGCCAU